AUGCCCCCUCCUAAGCAGACGCCAGUCCCCCUCCCCAUCCCCGUGGGCAUGCCAACCACGUCGUUGCCCGCGAAUGUCGUGACCAGGCCAGCUCCUCUCGCUGAGAAGGACGCCAACGCUGUUCCCACCCCACAACCCACCGGCGGCAAGAAGCGCAAGUCAGCUGGGGCGGCUGAGGGCGAGGACAAGCCCAAGCGGUCCAAGAAGGCCAGCGCCAAGGACGCCCAGGAUGCCCUCCUCGACGUCAACCACAUCGACUUGCCCGGGCAAGAGUCCCGCAAGGUGCCCGUCUUCGACACCUGCAGGGAGAUCCGGAAGAAGAUCAAGGCCCUCUUGCGCAAGGGCGUCCAGCAGGCCGCCUUUGUCCGGGCGAUGAACAAGGGCCUGCCCGACGAUGGGGGCAAGAAGGUCAACUCAAUGAACAUGAAGCCCUUCAUGGAGCAGAAGGACACCAUGGACGGGAACACGAGCACGGUGUUCUACGCCGCCUAUCUCUUCUUCGAGAGGCAGCGCAUCAAGGACAACAAGCCCAAGACCGCCUUCCGCGAGGAGAUGGAGAAGACGCAUGGCAGGGAGGGUGUAGAUAUCGUCCACAAUGUGAAGGGUGGGUUUUGGUUAUUUGCCGGCGAGAGCGCCCAUAUGGACAAGUACGGAAAGCUGCAAAUUGCAGGGGGGCGAUGA
This is a messenger RNA of Clonostachys rhizophaga, 681 nucleotides long. The record is from the annotation of a GenBank genome assembly. Lineage: Eukaryota; Fungi; Ascomycota; Sordariomycetes; Hypocreales; Bionectriaceae.